UUGUUUUCUAUCGAUCUACCCUGCUAUAUCACCUAGCUCAAGCUUGACCGUUAUUGUUCUUAUAUCAGGCUCUCUCCGUGUACACUGAAGUACAAUCUUGAGUUCGCCACCGGUGAAAACAUUGCAAGCAGUACUCCUGUAUCCUCUUCCACCCAGCGUCCAAUACUAUGGUACAGAAAACAAGGGUAGAAGGCCCUUCACAGGCCGAACAACUCCUCCGUGUUACCUCCGGAAUUGCUUCGGAACUCAUUAAAGCCCAUGAUUCCAACACUUCAGUAUCGCUAAAUGAGUUGCGAGCGAAGAUGUCGAAGAAGCAUGGGUAUGGAGGGGUGCCGCGCCUGGUCGACAUCAUCAGUGCGAUCCCGGACGAGUAUAAGAAGGCGUUGUUGCCGAAGUUGAAGGCGAGACCAAUUCGGACGGCUAGUGGGAUUGCUGUAGUCGCAGUAAUGUGCAAGCCACAUCGGUGUCCACAUAUUGCAAUGACCGGAAACAUAUGUGUCUAUUGUCCAGGUGGCCCCGACUCAGACUUCGACUACAGCACACAGAGUUAUACAGGUUACGAACCAACCAGUAUGCGUGCCAUCCGAGCGCGUUACGAUCCUUAUGAACAGACGAGAGGACGGGUGGAGCAGCUGAAGGCGUUGGGCCACAGUGUUGACAAGGUCGAGUUCAUCAUCAUGGGCGGUACAUUCAUGAGUAUGCCCGAAGAGUAUCGAAGCAAGUUCGUGGCGCAGUUGCAUAACGCACUGUCAGGAUUUACAGGGACGGACGUCGAUGAGGCCGUUAGAUAUUCGGAGCAAAGUAAAUCGAAGGCUAUCGGUAUCACAAUCGAGACCCGACCGGAUUACUGCCUCAAACCUCACCUCUCGCAAAUGCUCCGCUACGGAUGCACACGUCUAGAAAUCGGGGUCCAAUCAGUUUACGAAGAUGUUGCCCGUGACACCAAUCGCGGCCACACUGUUCGUGCCGUCUCCGAGUCUUUCCACCUAGCGAAAGAUGCAGGAUUCAAGGUCGUGGCGCACAUGAUGCCUGAUCUGCCUAACAUGGGUGUAGAACGGGAUCUGGAGGGGUUCAAGGAGUAUUUCGAAAAUCCUGCGUUCAGGAGUGAUGGACUGAAGAUAUAUCCGACCUUGGUGAUUAGGGGGACAGGGCUUUAUGAACUUUGGAGGACGGGGAGAUAUAAGAAUUAUACUCCGAAUGUCUUGGUGGAUGUGGUGGCGAGAAUAUUGGCACUCGUACCACCAUGGACGAGAGUAUACAGGGUACAAAGAGAUAUUCCACUGCCGCUCGUAACAUCUGGGUGUGAGAAUUCGGGUAACCUCCGUGAAUUAGCUUUGAAUCGGAUGAAGGACUUCGGAGCAGAGUGCAGGGAUGUUCGGUUCCGCGAAGUUGGCAUACACGAAAUCCACCAUAAAGUCCGCCCAGAAUCCGUUGAGCUCCUCCGACGAGAUUACACCGCCAACGGCGGCUGGGAAACCUUCCUCUCCUACGAAGACCCCGAACGCGAUAUCCUCAUCGGACUUCUGCGUCUACGCAAGUGUUCCGAGGAGGGAACUUUCCGGCCAGAGCUUGUACGGCCGAGGCGGACUGGCAAGACGGAUGAGGAAGAGGAUGAAGAUUGGGGUGGCACGAGUAUAGUGAGAGAGUUGCAUGUGUAUGGGACGGCAGUACCGGUGCAUGGAAGGGAUCCUACGAAGUUCCAGCAUCAGGGCUUUGGAACGUUGUUGAUGGAGGAGGCAGAGCGGAUAGCGAGGGAGGAGCAUGGAAGCGUCAAGCUCGCUGUUAUCUCUGGUGUUGGAACUCGGGACUAUUAUCGACGGCUUGGAUAUGAGCUCGAUGGUCCGUAUAUGAGCAAGUCGCUGCUGUAGUUGUUGUAUCAAAAGUAGGUUUAGUGUUCUUUGAUGUAUUGCCUAUGUAUACAUGUAGUACUCGCCCUCUGUAUCAUCCUGGAAUCUGUCUUUGUAUACAGCGGCAUGUAUGCAAUCAAGAC
Messenger RNA from Stereum hirsutum FP-91666 SS1, 1990 nucleotides. Its product is annotated as histone acetyltransferase ELP3. NCBI's taxonomy places the organism in Eukaryota, Fungi, Basidiomycota, Agaricomycetes, Russulales, Stereaceae. The transcript is spliced from 9 exons. The record is from RefSeq and is a predicted model, not a curated record. Gene Ontology annotation, biological process: tRNA wobble base 5-methoxycarbonylmethyl-2-thiouridinylation. Gene Ontology annotation, cellular component: cytoplasm; elongator holoenzyme complex; nucleus. The coding region runs from base 168 to 1868 and encodes 566 amino acids. Gene Ontology annotation, molecular function: iron-sulfur cluster binding; acyltransferase activity, transferring groups other than amino-acyl groups.